AAAAAUUUAGAAAGUUCAAACCGUUAACUUUGGCCUUGAUAACAUUGAUGUGACUUUAAAAAAAAUACUGAGGUGAAUUUGCUGGAUUGCCAAAAUUUGGCAAUGGCUCUAAAUAGUAUUAUUUUGAAAUGAAUUUCUCUUUUAAGCAUUAUUUAUACUCAACUUUGCUCACUUGGCCCUUCUCAUCAUCCCAUACAGUAUCUAACUUCAUAUGAGUGCCAGAUGUCAAAAACCCAUUGCAUUCUCUCCCUCUUACAUGGAUGCAACAGCCUGAAAAUGUUGCAGAAAAUCCAUGCUCAGGUCAUCGUUAACGGAUACCAAAACUAUCCCUCCAUUUCAAACUCACUCCUCAACUUGACUGCUGUUUCUCUCUCAGCCUCUUUAUCCUACGCUCAACAAAUCUUCCAUCAAAUACAAAACCCACAACCCCAAGCUUGGAAUUGUAUGAUCAGAGGCUUUUCUCAGAGCCCAAAUCCUCUCGAAGCCAUUCUAUACUACAAUGACAUGGUCUCUUCUUCCCAUUCUCGCCCCAACAGUGUCACUUUCUCGUUCUUGCUCAAAGCCUGUGAGAGAGUUAAGGCCGAAAUCAAAUGCAGAGAGGUUCAUGGGUCGAUUAUUCGAUUUGGGUAUGAUUUGGACAUUGUUGUUUGUACCAAUCUCAUUAGAUUGUAUGCAGUAAAUGGUUUGAUUGGACUUGCGCAGAAACUUUUCGAUGAAAUGCCCGAAAGAGACUUGGUGUCUUGGAAUUCUUUGAUUUCGUGCUACUCCCAGGCAGGUUUGCACUAUGAGGCGUUGAAGAUAUAUGAUAGAAUGAGAAAUUUGAAUGUGGGUUUUGAUGCGUUUAGCCUCGUUAGCUUGCUUUCGUCUUGUGCUCAUGUGGGUGCGUUGAGUAUUGGUGUUCAAAUGCAUAGAUUGGCCAGUGACAAUGGGUUCUUGGACAAUGUUUUUGUUGGGAAUGCUCUUGUAGAUAUGUAUGCUAAAUGUGGAAGCUUGGAUGGUGCUUUUAGUGUCUUCAAUGGGAUGCAAACGCGAGAUGUGUUUACUUGGAACUCGAUGAUCGUUGGGUAUGGAGCGCAUGGUUGCGGAGAUCAUGCAAUAUCAUUCUUCAAUCAAAUGUUGGUGGCAGGAGUCAAGCCAGAUUCAAUCACAUUUCUUGGUUUGUUGUGUGGUUGUAGUCACCUCGGUCUAGUUGAGGAGGGUGUUGAGUAUUUCCACAUGAUGAGCUGCAAAUUCAAUUUGAAGCCUGAAAUUAAGCAUUAUGGAUGCAUAGUGGAUCUGUUUGGACGAGCCGGAAAGCUUGAAAGGGCACUUGAAAUUAUUGAGAGUUCUCCAUUCUCGAAUGAUCCAAUCCUAUGGAGAACUUUGUUAGGUUCCUGCAAGAUUCAUAAAGAUGUAGAAAAAGGAGAAAUUGCGAUGAGAAACCUUGUUCAGAUUGGGACACUGAGUGCCGGAGACUGCAUACUUCUUGCUGGAAUAUAUGCUGAAGCCAAAGACUCACAAGGUGUUGCAAGGAUGAGAAAAAUGAUUAGAAGCCAAGGCAUAAAGACCAGCCAGGGCUGGAGUUCGAUUGAAGUUGGUGAAAGAGUUCAUAGAUUUGUUGUGGAUGACUAUUCACAUCCUGAUUCAAAAGAAAUCUAUCACAAGUUGGAGGAAGUAAUUAAUAAGGCCACCUUGGUUGGUUAUGUGAGAGAUUCAAUGACGGCAAUUCCUGAAUCUACUGCAGGAAAGUGUAUGGAAAAUUUUGAUUCUUUUCAUAGUGAGAAGUUGGCAAUUGCUUUUGGAUUGGCAAGAAUGCCACAAGGAGUGAGUCUUCGGAUUGUUAAGAACUUGAGAGUUUGUAAAGAUUGCCAUACAUUCACCAAGUUCGUCUCCAAAGCAUAUGAUAGAGAGAUAAUUGUCAGGGACAGAGUUCGAUUUCAUCACUUCAAGAACGGAUUAUGUUCCUGCAAAGACUAUUGGUGAAAACUCGUAAAUGACAAUGAUGA
Molecule: messenger RNA, 1985 nt
Organism: Cornus florida
Lineage: Eukaryota; Viridiplantae; Streptophyta; Magnoliopsida; Cornales; Cornaceae
Product: pentatricopeptide repeat-containing protein At3g56550-like
Exons: 1
Coding region: 223-1962 (579 amino acids)
Biological process (GO): RNA modification
Molecular function (GO): protein binding; RNA binding; zinc ion binding
Source: RefSeq, a predicted model, not a curated record